AUGGUGACUAGUAUUAAGAUCAUAGACUUCAUUGUUUUUGAAGAACUAGAACGUGAUGACAACUAUGAUGUUUUUCUGGGUUUUAACAUAACACAUAAGGAAGAAGCUUACAUAAAACUAACAGAAAGUAAAAAAAUAGGAGUGUACCCUGAUCUACGCUUUCGAAUGAAAUAUGAAAACAUAGAAGUUCGGAACAAACUUAAGGUUUAUUACAUCGAUAGAGAGGGUAUACAAGGUCGUCAUCAUGAAAGCGAUUUAACAAUUAAGGGUAAAGGAUCUGACACUCACUACAUCGUAAAUGCAACAUUCAAUAAUGUUUAUCACACCCUGUACGGUUCGGAAUAUAUGUGGACCUCCAUAUUUGGGAAUAUUUUACUAGAGGAACGCGAGAAAUUAGCUCAAGAAAAAUGUUAUGAAGUCAAAGUCAAACGAAGAGUCGGAAAAGACAUAAAAGACCGAUUUUAUAUUACCGAAAUACCAAAGGAAGUCCAAGCUGACCACGGUUUUCUAGGUCAAUUCAAGGAGUUUAUGACGAGUACAGAAAGUAGCCCCUUGGUAAGAAAGCGAGAGAAUAGCCGGGACAGUGCAGCGAGUAAACCUUACAAACCUCCUUCAUUUCUUCCUCAAUUUUCAAGUUCGCUAAGCGAAAUAAAACUUGAACCGCAACUUCCUCCAUACCGUAAAACGAGAGAUAAUAAAAGUGAUAAAGAAUUCAUGAAAAAGGAGGUUAAAGAUAAAAACGUUAUAUUAGUGGUGUCGACAGUCAAACGCUAUGCUUGGAAUAAGGACUUGGGAAUCGUUCCGUUCUCACUUACUAAAACUUGUGAUGGUAGAGAGAUUGUAGAAGGCUGGUGGUAUAAUGCCACGAUAAAGUAUACCGAAGUGACUCAAGAAAAACCAACAGGCUUGUUAGUCACUUCCAUAAUGGAGCCUCUGGAAUUGUAUAAAACAAGAAAGGAUAAAAUGAUUAUUUAUGUCCAAGAUACGUUCCAAUUAGAAGAAUCGAAGAUUAAGAAAAUCCAAGAUAGGAUAGUUUACGAUCAUUUCUUUUUCGGGAAUAUUGGUUUAGAUGAUAAUGAAUCAGCGAAUGAAGAAUUGUACAAGAAACCUAUUUUAUUCGUUUUGAAAAUGGAAGCGUAUCGCAAACACGGUGUUUUUUGGAAAGUUUCUAGAAUUGGAGAUUCUUCGGACUCCAGAUGCAAUGAGAAAGAUGUUGAGCAAUUCCCUAGAAUGAACAUGAAACAGCAUUCUUCUCCACCCAAAGAUGUUGUUGUCUACAACAAAGCUGAAGUGUUGGAAUACAGAUCGCGCGACAGCACGAGUUCUUCCCGAGAACUUUUCAAUCCCCUUCCCAGCAAUCGUGCAGAUAACUUCACAUCAGGAGUCAUUUGUCGAAUAGAGAGAGAUCAUGCAAUAGUUUUUUCACAUGGAAAUAUUAUAAGCAGCUUGGUAUUAACAAAAUGGCCCCAUCUAAGUAUUGGAGAUACUAUCAGAUUUCACACGCGAGCAAAUUCACCUUAUGCUGGUUGUGACUCCGAAAUAUUAGAAAACACUGUGCACAGCGAAGACCAAAAACAGAAGUGGCAAUAUGGAGAGCGGGGAAUACCUCAAUUCGAUGUAUCUUUUCAACGCCAUAGCUCAAACAAUCCCGAGUACAUUUAUCAGAAUAGGCUAGGUUACGUGAUGGUUUCAACAAAGGAUUCCGUUUUUGGUAGUGUUAUAGCUUGGUUAAAGUCCACUACGGGUCAUUUUGAUGGAUACGUGAGUCUUUCAUUCGAUGAAUCCUCAGAAAAAUAUAAAUGGAUACUCGUGGAUGUAGCCAAAACCGCCGUGUACAAGAAACCUACUAAUGAUGCUCUUCACCUUCUUUACACCUUAUGGAAAGAUACAAAAAUAAUGGAGCGUAUUUAUUUUUCCAAUAGAGAAGCCUUUGUUGCCAUGGAGAACACUUUCACAAGAGUUCAUAGCUCUAAUAAUUUUGAAUCCAUCGAACACUAA
This is a messenger RNA of Auanema sp. JU1783, 1998 nucleotides long. The record is from the annotation of a GenBank genome assembly. Lineage: Eukaryota; Metazoa; Nematoda; Chromadorea; Rhabditida; Rhabditidae.